CAAGCUGGAGGAUGAGCAGAUUCACCAUGUGGACUCUUUUAGUUCUUUGCAGCGUGAUCGUCUUACAUGGAGUGCAAGGUGUUGAUCGCCUUGGAACAACUAAGGCAAUGUAUCGACCAACAGGACCAGCAGAUCCUAACUGUGUCAGUCGGCUUCUUGGCAGGACGGGGGCUCUUGCCAGCAAAAACUAUCCAAAUCCGUACCCUAACUCAAAAACCUGCAUUUGGUAUAUCACACCGAGCAGUGGAAUCGUGGAGCUGAGCUUCCGUGCUCUAUCCAUUGAAUAUCACCCGACUUGUGAUUAUGAUGCCCUUUUCAUCUUUGACGGCCCUUAUACCAGUAGCAGGCUCUUGGGCAAACUGUGUGGCACAAACAGUACCACCUUCCGCUCUACCGGGCCUGCUAUGACUUUGCAGUUCACGACUGAUAGAGAUACUAGCUCCUCGGGAUUUUAUGCUGAAUUCAGGGCUAAGGGUGGAACUUCCUGCAGAAACAGCUGUGGCUACUGGCUCGGAAACUGCUCAUGCUCCUCAAGCUGUGAACAAAGAGGGAACUGUUGUCCAAACUUCAAAGAUUACUGUGCAUUCUCACCCACAUACACAACUACACCAUCAGUAUCAUAUCAGCCCUCAUGUCGUUACAACUGCGGCGGGCACCUGGGAAGCUGUUCCUGCACAAGCUCUUGUCAAUACUAUGGCAACUGUUGCCAUGACUACAGCUAUUACUGCCCAGCCACAACUGAAGGACCCAUCACACCUCGGCCCUCGUGUUAUAACAACUGUGGCGGGCACAUGGGAAGCUGCUCUUGCCGGAGCUCUUGUCAAUCCUAUGGCAACUGUUGCUAUGACUACUACACUACCUGCCUGCCAACGACUACUGGUAUACCUAUCAGACCAACAAGCUCAGAUGGGUACUCCUGUCGGAACAACUGUGGCAGCUACCUAGCAGCCUGCUCCUGCGUAAGCACUUGCCGAUCCCAAGGAAACUGUUGUUAUGACUUCUACUCUCACUGCUACACGACAAUUCCAGCCACCACAGCUCAGCCCUCAUGUCGCUACAACUGCGGCAGGCACAUGGGAAGCUGCUCCUGCGCAAGCUCUUGUCAAUGGAAUGGCAACUGUUGUUAUGACUACUACUCUCAAUGCUUCACGACCACAGGUGCUCCACCCACCACAGCUCAGCCCUCAUGUCGUUACAACUGCGGCAGGCACAUGGGAAGCUGCUCCUGCGCAAGCUCUUGUCAAUGGAAUGGCAACUGUUGUUAUGACUACUACUCUCAAUGCUUCACGACCACAGAUGCUCCACCCACCACAGCUCAGCCCUCAUGUCGCUACAACUGCGGCAGGCACAUGGGAAGCUGCUCCUGCGCAAGCUCUUGUCUAUGGAAUGGCAACUGUUGUUAUGACUACUACUCCUACUGCUAUUACACAACCUGGUCACCAGCCACAGCUUCAGCCCAGCCCUGUGGAGACUCUCUGUAUGGUUCUGGUACCUUCUCCAGCCCGAAUCACCCUAACCACUACCAGGACAACGCCUACUGUGUCUGGCAGCUCAGGGCUGCUUACGACCAAAGAAUCUUCCUGGCAUUCACGUACCUGCAAUUGGAAAACUGCUGCAACUGUGAUUAUAUCGCAGUCUACGAUGGGCCGUCUGUUAGCUCACGAUAUCUGGGGAAAGUGUGCAACAGCAGUUUGAUUUCUUUCUACUCCACCUCCAACUACUUGACUGUGCUCUUCCGGACUGAUGGCUCUGUCGUUGGCCGAGGGUUCAAUGCUGACUUCAUCAGCUCUCUGCCACCAAGCUCAGGUCAGGUGGACUGUUCCUCAGACAACAUGAACAUUGUGAUCCAGAGGAGUUACCUGAACUCUCUUGGCUACGACGGCCACAGUCUGUACGUGAACGACCAGCACUGCAGGCCCCAGGUUUCCAGUUAUCAGGUGGUCUUCAGCUUCCCCAUCAACAGUUGUGGCACCAUUCGAAAGUUUGAGAAUGGCAGAGUUGUGUACACCAACGCUCUGCGUGCCUACGCCUCGAGCUCCGGAGAGAUCACACGCCAGUCUCACCUUAAGAUGAACGUUGGCUGUCGGAUGGAGCAAGAUUCAGUGUCCCAGAUCAUGUAUGUUGUGCAUCAUAAUGGUAACAGCAGCAUCGUGGGCACGGGCAGAUUCAAUACCACCAUGGAUUUCUACACAUCCAGCAGCUUCUACUAUAAGGUGCAUCAAGUUCCAUAUGAGGUGACACUCAACCAGAACAUGUAUGUCCAAGUGAGCCUGAGGAGGGGUGACAGCUCCCUGGUCCUCUUUCUUGACACCUGUGUGACCUCACCAUCACCCCAUGAUUUCUACAGCAGGCCUUACUACCUGGUCCGCAACGGCUGUGGCAUGGACAGCACCUACUGGGCCUACAGCAGUGGCACUCGGCCCUACGCCCAGUUCACAUUUAGGGCCUUCCAGUUCUUGCGAGCCACAGAGUCAGUGUACAUCCAGUGCAAGGUAGUGAUAUGCCAAGCCAACGACUACAGUUCCCGCUGCCGCCGUGGCUGCAUGAGACGUACCGCCAGAGAUCUGGGGUCAGAGCAUGAUAGCCAGACUCUGGUCCUGGGUCCCAUCCAACUCAAAGACCCAGAGAAAAAGGAAGAAGAAACUCCAAAGCAGGACAAGGCUUAACUUGAUUCUGUCAGUAAUUACAGCUCAUUCUGGUCAUUGUGACACUGAAUGAUGCUCACCAUUUUCCUUUUCUUUUCAAC
Epinephelus fuscoguttatus (brown-marbled grouper) is the source of this 2746-nucleotide messenger RNA. RefSeq names its product deleted in malignant brain tumors 1 protein-like. NCBI's taxonomy places the organism in Eukaryota, Metazoa, Chordata, Actinopteri, Perciformes, Serranidae. The record is from RefSeq and is a predicted model, not a curated record. The transcript is spliced from 25 exons. Bases 12 to 2666 code for a protein of 884 amino acids. Gene Ontology annotation, cellular component: cell surface.